Solanum verrucosum is the source of this 781-nucleotide messenger RNA. RefSeq names its product protein MOTHER of FT and TFL1. The transcript has 4 exons. Gene Ontology annotation, biological process: response to abscisic acid; positive regulation of seed germination. Lineage: Eukaryota; Viridiplantae; Streptophyta; Magnoliopsida; Solanales; Solanaceae. The record is from RefSeq and is a predicted model, not a curated record. Bases 5 to 526 code for a protein of 173 amino acids.
AAUAAUGGGUGGAAAAGUUGAUCCUCUUGUGGUUGGAAGAGUGAUUGGUGAUAUAGUUGACAUGUUUGUGCCUAGUGUAACUAUGUCUGUCCAUUAUGCUAACAAACAUGUCACUAAUGGUUGUGAUAUCAAACCAUCUAUUGCCAUUGAACCUCCUAAAAUCACCAUCGGUGGACACCCUGAUGAAUUUUACACUCUGGUUAUGACGGACCCUGAUGCUCCAAGUCCAAGUGAACCAACUAUGAGAGAGUGGGUGCAUUGGAUUGUGACAGACAUACCUGGGUGCAGCAACGUUGCUCGAGGUAAUGAGGUACUGGGGUAUGUUGGGCCACGUCCACCAGUUGGGAUACACAGGUACAUACUGGUACUGUUCCGGCAGAAUGCGCCAAUGCAGGGAAUUUUGCAGCCACCAGUAGCAAGGGCUCAUUUCUGUACUCGGGUGUUCGCACACCAACUUGAUCUUGGCACACCAGUUGCAACUGUUUAUUUCAAUGCUCACAAGGAACCAGCAAAUCGCAAGCGCUAACUGAGCGAUGAUGGACUAUAUCUAUAUAUAUCAUGUGUGAAUAUCGUUAAUUAUACUACUGUCGGUGAAUUUUAAUUUGUGUGUUUUGUGUUUGGCACUUAUUAUUUAGCUAAUCACUCUUUAAGUUUGAAAUGUUAAAUGUAUGAACUUUUGUACGUAGAAUUCAUGUUUGCUAGCUGUUUGGUCGAUGUAUUAUUAUGACUUAAACUAUAUAUAUAUUGACGUGUUUAAGUACGUUUGUCCUAUUAUAUUCUU